Molecule: messenger RNA, 804 nt
Organism: Hydra vulgaris (swiftwater hydra)
Lineage: Eukaryota; Metazoa; Cnidaria; Hydrozoa; Anthoathecata; Hydridae
Source: RefSeq, a predicted model, not a curated record
AUGGAGGUCGAGGAGGUGGAGGCUGCGAUGCCGAUGGAGGUCGAGCCUCGACAAGCACCAGAGGCUCAAGUGCAAGAACCAGUGGUUGGGCCAGCUCGCUUUCAUAAUUUUGUUGAAGUCCGGAACUACGCCAGAUAUGAAAUGGAAGGCUCCCCAACUAUCUGGUUCGACGAGUUCCAAAAAGCGAAUGUGCUGUCGAAGGAUGGCACAGACGCUCGACCAACGACUUAUCUAAAGUGCCAUCGCUACACGGUGAAAAGAGGUUCAUGUGGUGGUACUGCAAGGAUUAAAGACGAUACCCUGUACCUGGGGAAGGAUCACUCAUGUGGCGACAUAAGUGAUGAGUACCUUAUUUUGCAGGCCAAGGCACGGAUGAAAUUUCGAGCUGGGCAAACUACCGAACCGCUGAGGGACAUUUGGAACUCUGUCCUUAGCCAGUCGACUGAGGCCGUGAAGAAAAACCUCAAGUUCGAGGCUGCCGAGUCCAUCAUGAGGAAUAAGCGGAAGAAGAACCUGCCUCCGAUUCCCAAGAAUCUGGCAGAAAUGAAGGAAGCUCUCGACAAUGGACAUCCGUUCGAAGACAUCUACCAAGGUUUCGUCGAAUUCAAAGAUGGGAAGGUCGGAUUCAUUUUUGCAGACCCAAAACUUCUCGCUCUCGUUGAAAAGACUCAAGAACUCUUCGUCGAUGCCACCUUUAAAACACGGCCUCACCACGAUAUCUUUUCUCAACUGUUGAACAUCAUUGUCAUCUACAAAGAUUACUCUGUCGCGGUGAUGCAUGUCUUAAUGACAUGUAUGUCUUAA